GAAUAUAAUAAAAUAACAAAAUUAUGUCUGUGGUACAAAUGACUAUGGAACAACUCAAAGAAUUGGUUGAAUCAAUUCGUUCAGCUGUUGUAGCUGCUGCUCCUGCUGCAGCACCAGCCCCAAUGCACUCCAAGGGUAGUUUCACCAGCUGUGAAUCUCGUUUCGGUGGACAACGUGACCACGAUGCUGUGGAACAAUUCAUCACUUCCGUUGUGACAUUCAAAGAUAUUGAAAAUAUUACCGAUGAAGAUGCAUUGCGUGGAUUGUCUUUGUUAUUUUUUGGACUAGCUUCGACUUGGUGGCAAGGUGUUAAAAGGGAAGCUAAAACUUGGAAUGAUGCUCUCGAGUUAAUUCGUAGCCAUUUUUCACCUUCAAAGCCAGCCUAUCAGAUUUAUACAGAGAUUUUUCAAACUAGCCAGUCGCCGGGUGUUGCUAUAGAUACAUUUGUUUGUCAAAAACGAGCUUUGUUAGCUCAACUUCCGGAGGGUCGACACAACGAAGAGAAUGAAAUUGAUUUCAUUUAUGGGUUAUUGAAUGUCAAUUAUCGCAAACAUAUUGCUAGACAUGAUGUUAAGACGUUUAGGGAGCUAUUGGAGAAGGGACGUUCUAUUGAACAUACAACUGCUGAAGGUUAUCAAGUUUCGGCUGCUCAGAAUGAUAAUGCUCCAACUGCACCGAAUGGCAAUUAUAAUGCAAAUGACAGACCAUCGUGUACUCAUUGUGGCAAGAGGGGUCACAUGGUUGAUAAUUGCCGCAAGAAGAAACGCACAAUGUAUCGAGAUGCACCUAUCUAAGUUUUAAAAACAAAUUUUUGUUGUUUUUUGUAAAUAUUGAAUAUAAGAUUUAAAGAU
Messenger RNA from Episyrphus balteatus (marmalade hoverfly), 851 nucleotides. RefSeq names its product activity-regulated cytoskeleton associated protein 2-like. NCBI's taxonomy places the organism in Eukaryota, Metazoa, Arthropoda, Insecta, Diptera, Syrphidae. The record is from RefSeq and is a predicted model, not a curated record. Bases 24 to 794 code for a protein of 256 amino acids. The transcript has a single exon. Gene Ontology annotation, molecular function: zinc ion binding; nucleic acid binding.